UGAAAAGAAAAAUUAUGAAAAAUUACGAAACCCGAGGAAGAAGAAGAAGAAGGCGACACUCACACAGCUCACCAGUCAUCUUCUUCACCAUUUCGAAUGUUAGGGUUCAAACAAUCAUGAUUCCCUUAUCUCUCAAUCCAAUCCAAUUCUCUUCCUCUCUCAAACCUCCCAUCGUCAGACCAAAUCCCUCCUUAUUCAAAUCCUCGCCGGAUCGGAAACUCGGACCGUACGAGGUAAGCUCCGACUUCUCCAACUUCGAUUUCCGGUUGUUGCGGAGGAAAAUCGGAGUCGGUAUUUGCCGAGCGGAGCUCUCCCACGACGCGCCGUUCGUCGCCGCCAUCGGCGCUUGUAUGCUCUCUUCGCUGGUUCUGCCGGUGGCCGGAGCUCCCGACGACGACGAGGAUGGUGAGGAUGCGGCUAUUGAUUCUACAGAUGCUAGGUUUGGGGUUAUGGGAAUCAUCAGCUUCAUUCCUUACUUCAAUUGGCUGAGCUGGGUUUUUGCGUGGCUUGAUACUGGGAAGAGGCGCUAUGCAGUGUAUUCUCUAGUUUACUUGCUUCCUUACAUCAGGUCAAAUCUGUCAUUGUCACCGGAGGAGAGCUGGCUGCCUAUUGCUAGCAUUGUUUUGUGUAUUCUUCACGUUCAGAUCGAAAUAAGUAUUAAAAACGGAGAUAUUCAAGCCUUUCAAUUUUUUAGUGAGGCUUCAAAGCGUGUUUCAUCAGCAUCUAGAAGGAAGGAUUCAUUGAAGGGGAGGAAAAACGAGCAAAUAAAUCUGUCAUCUGCUGAUGAGCAAUCCAGGAACAAAAUUCGAGGGUCGGGAGUUCCCAGAGAGCCCCUACAUGAUAAUGAACACUUGAAUGACGAUUGGGAUGAAGACGACAGAAGGAAGCACUAGAAAGUCUCGCUUGCAUUGCAGAAAUAAUGAACUCUCAACAUUUGACACUGUGAUUUAGAUAAAACAUGUUUACCGCUUGUAUCGGUCCCCAAAAUGAACAAGAGUAUGAUUGAAAAGCCAACGUUCAUAAGAUUGAGAAUUACCAGUUUCUACACUACAAAUGUAUUGGCAUACAUACUAAUAGAAUGAAUUUAGCUUUGUAUUUUUCAUGGUAGCAUAUCACUUGUUUUGAAAGGACAAUUUUCUGACAACAGGGUUUAAUUUCAAAGCCUCAAAUG
This is a messenger RNA of Morus notabilis, 1171 nucleotides long. RefSeq lists its product as uncharacterized. The coding region runs from base 15 to 893 and encodes 292 amino acids. The transcript is spliced from 5 exons. Lineage: Eukaryota; Viridiplantae; Streptophyta; Magnoliopsida; Rosales; Moraceae. The record is from RefSeq and is a predicted model, not a curated record.